This is a messenger RNA of Spodoptera frugiperda (fall armyworm), 645 nucleotides long. RefSeq lists its product as uncharacterized. Lineage: Eukaryota; Metazoa; Arthropoda; Insecta; Lepidoptera; Noctuidae. Bases 1 to 645 code for a protein of 214 amino acids. The transcript is spliced from 2 exons. The record is from RefSeq and is a predicted model, not a curated record.
AUGUAUGCAAUUAUCGCUGUUCUACUUUAUUUCCAUGUUCUGGGAGUAAAGGGUGAUUUUCAUGAAACAAACGAUACCGGUCAUUACGAAUACAUACAAAUAUUCAGAAGCAUUCCAGUUCUCUUUGAAUAUUUACUAAAUGUAAUAGAAGAAAGGCCACAAAUAUUGGAGAAUAACGACGUCACAAUGUUCAAGAGAAACCUUGAUGGUGAGCAUGAAGAAGAUAUUGAAUCUUAUGAUGAAAGAGAUAGAGACAAACGUGAAAAUAAUGUAGAAGAAGAAAAAAAUGUUAACAAAAGAGAAGCCGAUGAUUCUAAAGCAGUAAGAACUACUGCAGCUUAUGAAUAUGGUAACAGUAAUGUUGUCAUGAAAGGUUUGGAUGAAAAUGAAGGAAGUAAAGUAAUCGCCAAAAGAUUUUUUGAUAAUAAUAAUUUCGAUGAUCAUGCUGUAGAUGGUCUUCUUAAAAGAAAAGUUGUAUUUCAACUAGAUGACGAUACAAGAGAUAUGUUCCAUAAAUAUGGUAAAGUUUUUCUUGGAUUUGAACACAUGUUUGGGUUAGAUUUGAAACCAGAGGACAUUGAAGAUUGUAUAAUUGCAACUGACAAUCUUUUGGAAGAAUACAAUAGUAAGAAAGGAGAUAAUUAA